CAAUACAAAGGGCCCAAUUGCACAUUUGUGAAGGGGAAAUAAUCGUGCAAUUCGUCUCUUUCGAUCUUAAUCUGUAAAAGGAUUUUAUAUAUCCAUCCAUCCAUCCAUGUCCUCGUCAAUUCUCAUUUCUCAUCAACUUGGAAUGGAAUCGACUUGGGCUUCUGCGACUUCGAAAUUUCAAUUUCCAUCGCCUAAUUCUGCAUAACCCUUCUUUCCAAUUUCUAUCCUUUUUAGGGAAAGAGAAACUUACUUCUACAACGAGGGAGGGCGGAAGAAGGUCUGCUCUCUGUCCUGUUUGCUUGUUUGUUUGUUUGUUUAUGAGCACAACCACACAACUCUAUCUUAAAACUGCCCGAAACCCUAAAACACAAUCAGACCCUGGGUUUAGUUCUUCCUUUUUUUAAUACCCAAAACAGAUAAACAGAUUGCAGUCCAUGUUAUUUGCUAUAGGAUCGAUUCAAUGGAGCUGAGAGUCUCAUCUCCUAGUACUGCGGCCAUUUCUUCAUCUAAACGUGCUAGUGAUCAUGACGAGAAAGAGAUAAGUGAUGACGAUGAUGAUGAUCGCAACCAUAAACAUCGAAGAAGGGAGAUGCAAUCUCAAUCUUUGGUAAGAGGUGAACCAGAACAUGUUCUUUCAAGACCUUUUAGAAAGAAAAAUUAUACCCAGCCUACAGAAAACUGGAGAAGACGUCCUACUGGUUCAACAACACACGCUCAGAACCCAUUUAGGACGACUAAUCACGCCUUCUCUACUGAACUUGGUACUGGUAGAGGACGAAAUAGGGAUUCGAGUUCAUGGAACACACGUGACCCUAGGUUUAACAAGAUUGAUUUGGCUUCUCAAAUGAUUCCUCAAGGAAUGAUUCCUCCAGGUCUUUCUUCUGGGAGAGGAUUGGGUAAUCCUUCGUGGAAUGCAUUUGGUUUGGUUCCAGGAAUGCCAAAUCCAGGUCUGGAUGGUCUCCACCAUCCUUUUGGCAUCCUUAGACCACCAUUAAAUCCUUCUCUCAAUAUGGCCAUUCCAGUCCAACGAUGUAGAGACUUUGAGGAGCAAGGCUUUUGCUUAAGAGGAGACAUGUGCCCAAUGGAGCAUGGUAUCAAUCGUAUCGUCAUCGAAGAUGUUCAGAGCCUUUCACAGUUCAAUCUCCCAGUUUCACAUUCUCACUUACUGGGAACAUCGUCUGGUUUGCCAUCUUCUAUUGCAUCUUCAAGCACAAUGAACAGCAAAGGUCUGCAUAACAAAACUACCAAACCUGGGAUCGGUAAUGAUGGAUUGAUCUUGAAUGAUGCCUCUAUUGCCCCCCUUAGUGGUGGUGGAGCUGACUUUUAUGAUCCUGAUCAGCCCCUGUGGACUAAUGCUGGUCCAGGAGUGUCGCCAUCUCUGCUUGGAGUAAACCCAUCUAGGCUUGCUCCAACUGAUUCAGACCAAGAACACAACAGGAGUAAAUCGAUAGCUAUUGGACCUAAAAGUACAAGUUCAUCUCUACAGGGACGGAUAGGUUGGAAGAGUGGAUUAGAUAUGAGAGAGAGAAUUGAUUCUUCUUUGAACAAUAUUGAUGAACAAAACAAGCAAUUCCAGGUUGGUUUUCGUCAAAAACAAACAAUUGAUGCAUCUCUACGCCAGUCAUCUCAAAAGGCACUUUACACUCUGUGUGUUAAUGGGAUUCCGCAGAAGGAUAACAAAAGGGAAACACUUCUUUCACAUUUCCGAAAAUUUGGAGAUGUCGUACAUAUUCAUAUACCAAUGAAUGGUGAGCAAGCUUUCGUUCGAUUCUCUAAGAAAGAAGAGGCUGAGGCUGCUUUUAGGGCACCUGAUGCUGUAAUGGGUAACAGAUUUAUUAAGCUACAGUGGGCUAAGCGCGAUAACUUUAUUGCUGAUGGAAUUACAAAUUAUACACCAUCAGUACUUGCUCGUGGAUCCACGAAUAUUCCUGACCGAGAAAAGGAUAAUCUCCAACCGAUCAACCCUAAAGCAGCCAGUUCAGUUAAUGUGCCUCCAACGACUACCCCUACCAAGUUUGUUAAAAAUAAUGGUAUAAAAGGAACACCCCCUUCACAGAAGAAGACGGAGAGUUUAGAGAUUUUGAAGGAGGAAAUCCGUAAGAAACAUGAAUUACUUGAGCAAAAGCGGAAUGAGUUCAAGCUCCAGUUGGAUAAGAUGCAGAAACAGGGUCUCAAGGGUGAAGGACAAGCUUCAAAGAAACAGAAAGUUAUCUCAGUGGCCGAUGUUGCUAAAUCUGUGGCUUCUAAUACUGCUGAUCCUGGUACAGUUAAUGUUGCAGAAACUGAGACAUCUCUGGAUAAGAACAAAUCUUUAGAGAAUGGAGCAGAAAGUGCCAGACCAUCACCACCUUCAAGCUCAAAGCAGUCAAUUGGACCAUUAUAUCCUGCAGGAGCUCCUUCUCCUUCAAUUAAUAGAUUCAAGUUGGAUAAUCGUCCCACAGCCUUCAAAAUUGUUCCACCUCUCCCUACUGGGCUUGCAAAUGUUGCUGUCUUGACGGAACAUUUCUUGCCUUAUGGAGAAGUUAUCGGUGUAGAAAUUGAAGGUGGUGCAGAUAAUAAUUCUUCUUCGUUUGCACUUGUAUCUUUUGCGAACCGUCGUUCUGCUGAGACAGCAUUUUUGAAUGGUAAAUCCUGGCAAGGCAACAAUUUGGAAUUUGUAUGGGUAACAACAACAACAAAGGCAGCAGCCCAAUCAUCAUCAACAUCAUCGUCAUUGAGUGCCAAAGAAAACUCUCCUCAAGGAGAAGAAAAUAAAGUUGCAGCCGAAAAUGAUGAACCGACGACAGAAAUUGGAGAUGAAUAAGUUGUUGAUAGUUACUGUACACGAGACCAGGGACGUGGGAAGUGAAUAACCUUUAAUGGAGAUUUGAAAAGGUAAUAUUGUUAAAAUUUCUCAGAGGAUUUCUGUUUGUUUGUUUAUUUGUUUUUGUUAGGGUUCAUAUGACAGAAGAGGAACUUUUGUGAACUUCAAAACAAUUUGGUUUGGAUUGGUUGUAGUUUAUAGUCAGACUUUUUUCUUUUUCUAUUUUUAUAUUUGUAAGCAUCACUUAGACGGAAGGGCCAAAGUCAACCAAUUUCAUUUUACAAAUUGACCA
Impatiens glandulifera is the source of this 3095-nucleotide messenger RNA. Its product is annotated as zinc finger CCCH domain-containing protein 41. The transcript is spliced from 4 exons. Bases 461 to 2803 code for a protein of 780 amino acids. The record is from RefSeq and is a predicted model, not a curated record. Gene Ontology annotation, molecular function: metal ion binding; RNA binding. Gene Ontology annotation, cellular component: nucleus. Lineage: Eukaryota; Viridiplantae; Streptophyta; Magnoliopsida; Ericales; Balsaminaceae.